UGUAAAUCACAUCACUUUACACCAUGGAUCUUGAUAUAAAAAUCAUCGAUUAUCAAGGGAAUGAAUUAACUAAGGAUGAUAUUCAAAAAAGAAUCGAAGAAUUAAGAAAAUUAUUUCAAAAUGAUGAAGAAUUACACAACCUUCGCUCAGAUGAUAAAUACCUCUUAAGAUUUCUUUUUCCAUCCAACUUUAAUGUUGAAGAAGCAUUUAAAAGUGCCAAAGCUCUCUAUAAAUAUUUUAUAGAAGAAUGGGAUUGGUUGCCAUCAAACCCAGUUGAAGAAUUAAAGAAAUAUAUUGACAUGAAUAUGAGACACGCUUUACCAUUUACCGAUAGAAAAGGAAAACGGUUGCUUUUAUGUAAAGCUGAUACAAUUAAUCCAUCAAAAUUAACUUUAACCGAAUUAGUGAAAUUUGAAAAUACUUUAUUAGAAUAUCUUGUUGAUGACACAGCUGUUUUGGCGAAUGGUGUUUCGAUGAUAAUGGAUGUACACGGAACCUCUUGGAGAUUAUUGAGUUGGUUGACACCAGGAAAUGUAAAAAAGUUCGCUAAAAGAUUGGAUAACAUUGUUGUUAAAGAUAUUGAAUUCCACGUUGUUCGAACAACGUCGUUAAUGAGCGCUAUUUUAAAAGUAACGAUGCCGUUUUUACCUCAAAAAAUUAAAGAAAAGAUCGUUUUUCAUUACAAUGAUUUUGAUUCUUUACAUAAACACAUCAGCCCAGAGUGUUUACCUAAAGAAUUCGGUGGAACUUAUGCUAUUAAUUACGAGAAAUUGAAUAAAGAUUUUAUGUCUCAUAGCAAUCAAAUUAAUAAAAAUAUACAAAUGUAUAAAAUUUUCAGAGAAGAUGCACAGUCACGUUUUAGAAUGACGAGUUCGAGUGAAAUGGAGAAAAAGAAAAUCAUCGAUUUCGAAGGAAAAGAGCUCAAUUCCGAUGAUAUAAAACAAAGAAUCGAAGAAUUAAGACAGCUCAUUUUAGCUGACGAAAAUUAUCGACUUCUACGCACGGAUGAUGCCUUCCUAUUGAGAUUUUUGCAUCGACUAAACUUUAACGUACAAAAAGCGUUUAAAGGAAUUAAAUAUUAUUACAAUUACGUCGUUGAAGAGUACGAAUGGUUACCAUUGGACCCAAUAGAAAAUUACAAAAAACACCUGGAUAUGAACAUGCGUUUUAUUUUACCACACAAAGACAAACAAGGAAAAAGAAUAAUCUUGUUCAAAACGGACACCGUAGACCCAUCAAAAAUCUCUUUAUCAGAAUUAGCUAAAUUUGAAACACUACUUAUCGAAUCGAUUUUAGACGAGCCGGAAAUUCAAUCGACCGGAUUGUGUCUAAUAGUCGACGCCCAAGGAAUUUCGAUGAGAAUGAUGAGUUGGUUGACGCCGAGUAAUAUUAAAAGAUCAAUUCGUCGAUUGGACAACAUUAUCAUGAAAGAUGGUGUGUUUCAUAUCGUUAGAUCAUCAUUUUUGUUAAGUGCUGCGAUGCGUGUUGUAAUGCCUUUGUUGCCACAAGUGAUUAAAGAUAGAUUAAAGUUUCAUUAUAACGAUUUUGAUUCGUUACAAGAACACAUCGAUCCUGAAUGUUUACCAAAAGAAUUCGGAGGUGAAUUAGAUUUGAAUUAUGAAGCUUUAAAUAAUGAGUUUCUACAGAAUAAUAUUAAACAAGAAGUUUUGUAUAGAAAAUUUGAUCAUAUUAGAGAUAUUGUUAAAACGGUUAAUACUGAUUAAUUAGCGAAAAUAAUUAAUGGAUAAAUUAAAAUAAACAAAUAAAGUUGGGUUUUUAUUUUUUA
This is a messenger RNA of Onthophagus taurus, 1786 nucleotides long. RefSeq names its product clavesin-1-like. Gene Ontology annotation, cellular component: membrane. Lineage: Eukaryota; Metazoa; Arthropoda; Insecta; Coleoptera; Scarabaeidae. Gene Ontology annotation, molecular function: phosphatidylinositol bisphosphate binding. The record is from RefSeq and is a predicted model, not a curated record.